UCAGAAUACUAGUAACACUCUCCCACUUGACUCUUCACUAAACAAUAAGGGAUCCCUCCAAUAAUUUUUAUUUAUUUUACAGAAAAUGAUAAAGUUUUCUACUACAUGCAUUUUGAUUCAAGAAGCUCCUCAUUUUUUCAAAUAAAUUUUCCUGUCUUUUAUUUACUGUCACUUUUGUUUUCCCUUUUUUCUUCUUGGAUUUCUGAUUUCUUUUUACAAAACCCUAGGUUUUUCAAGUCUAGGGUUUUGUUUUCCUUGAUGAAUUCAUGGCUGUGUGUGCUACAAUUUCCUAAAAGCUUCUACUUUGUUUGGGUUUUUGAGCUUUUCAUAGUUCAUCUUAUUUUCCUGGGUUUCUGUUGAAGCUCCUUGGGGUACUUAAGUUUUAUUUAUUUUGAAAGGAACCCCAUCUUUGAACUUCAUUAUGUUUGCUUUAUAGCAUUUAUGGUUAAAAAGGGGAGUCCUUUGAAGCAGAUAUUUCAAAUUCUGUAGUUGUUUUUGUUGGUAUAUUUUUCUCCACUUGUCGAAAAACCAUGGUAAAACCCUUUUCUCAAAACGUCUUCUUUGUUUCAAUUUUGAAUCAGUUUAGUUCUGGGGUUAAAAGGCUUUAAUAAAUACACAAAUUUUUGGUACAAAAAAAGAGGUUCUUUUUUUUUUUCCUACUUAAAUUGUGUUUAAUUCCUCACUAGUAAAUGCAUGGAUGGGAGAGAAGCUAUGGCAUUAUCAGGCGGGUCAUCUCCUUAUUAUAUUCAUAGAGGGGUUGGUGGGCCUAGUUCUGGAUCUGUGACACCCACUGGCAUAUCUGCAUUUUAUUCUCAACAAGGGUUCAGGCCCCCAUCUAACCCCCAGGUUCAGCUUCAGUCAAAUAUUGGAUCAACAUUUACAGGGGAGCCUAAAAAUGUCAGUUUCCCUCAUGGCAUUGAAAUGGGUGUCUCCUCUGGGAUGCCACCGGGGGAGCCGGUGAAGAAAAAGAGAGGAAGGCCCCGGAAAUAUGCUCCUGGUGGGCAGGUUUCAUUGGGACUUUUGCCAUUGCCUUCUAAGCCUGAGUCUUCAUCAGGCUUAGAUGCUACUGGCCAAAAAAGAAAGAAAGGCCGUCCUCCUGGGACUGGGAGGAAGCAGCAAUUAGCAACUCUAGGUGAAUGGAUGAACAGUUCGGCAGGGCUGGCCUUUGCUCCCCAUGUUGUCACUGUUGGAAUUGGAGAAGACAUUGUAGCAAAAAUGUUGUCCUUUUCACAACAAAGGCCAAGAGCUGUCUGCAUCUUAUCAGGCAGUGGUACAGUUUCCUCUGUAACCCUACGUCAACCUGCAUCUUCUACUCCUACUGUGACAUAUGAGGGCCAGUUUGAGAUAUUAUGCUUGUCCGGUUCUUACUUACUAGCCGAGGAUGGUGGACCACGCAGUCGAACAGGGGGCAUAAGUGCUUCACUUUCUACUCCUGAUGGUCAUGUCAUAGGCGGUGGCAUCGCAACAUUGAUUGCAUCAAGCCUAGUUCAGCUGGUAGUUUGCAGCUUUGUUUAUGGGGGAUCUAAAACAAAGAACAAGCAACUGGCUAGCCCAAAAGCAGAGGAGGCUGUGCCCCAGCGCUGCGGUGACUCAACUAUGCCAACAACUGCACCUUCAACUCAACAUUUCAUUCCCCCUUCUAUGAGUGCUUGGCCCGGUUCACGGCCAGUUGGUCUGAGAAACCCUCACGCAGAUAUUGACUUGAUGCGAGGAUGAGCACUGCAUUCGCGUACAUACUUGUUGUACAUGUACUGAAUCUUUGAGAAGUACGAAAAAAAUUAAAAUCUUCCCCAUCCGCCCAAUAGGUGCAACAGGGUUGCUAACUUAGAUUGUAACAAAGCCACUGUGAGUUUGUCUAGUUUGUAGGGCGAAGAUAUAUUGUCUGUGGUAACUGUGAAAUCCAUCUACUAUUAUCUGCAACAUUUCAAAGUUGGAUGAAAAACAAGAAAACUGUCAACACACAGCAAUGAAGCUAUUCUACAUGGCUGUCAGGCAUGAUAAAAGGGUCUAAAAUCCGGAAUCCAUUUGUAACUCAAAGCUUCUGUUAAUGGUAUUUUUUAUUUUCUUUCA
This is a messenger RNA of Gossypium raimondii (Peruvian cotton), 2070 nucleotides long. Its product is annotated as AT-hook motif nuclear-localized protein 5. NCBI's taxonomy places the organism in Eukaryota, Viridiplantae, Streptophyta, Magnoliopsida, Malvales, Malvaceae. The record is from RefSeq and is a predicted model, not a curated record. Bases 694 to 1716 code for a protein of 340 amino acids. The transcript is spliced from 5 exons. Gene Ontology annotation, molecular function: minor groove of adenine-thymine-rich DNA binding.